Molecule: messenger RNA, 788 nt
Organism: Fomitopsis serialis
Lineage: Eukaryota; Fungi; Basidiomycota; Agaricomycetes; Polyporales; Fomitopsidaceae
Exons: 1
Biological process (GO): cyclic nucleotide metabolic process
Molecular function (GO): 2',3'-cyclic-nucleotide 3'-phosphodiesterase activity
Source: RefSeq, a predicted model, not a curated record
ACCGGCGGCAGCCGGUUUCACAAAGACAACGAGCAGAGGCAGAAGAAGGACCUUUGUAGUUGUUCGCGCACAAGCAUCAUGGGUACGCCGCUUGCCCAUACCGAGCCUCGCUUCGCCUGACCUCUGGCUGGCAGGGAUCUCGCUGUGGCUCGUCCCGACGCCCAAGCAGACCGCCCUCCUCAAGCGUGUCACGGCGAUCAAGCGUAGCUCGCCCAACUCGCCCUCCUCCUUCCCCGACUUCCACCCGCACGUCACGCUCGCCACCACGCCCACCGCGUCCGGGCUCAAGGAGGCCGUCCCCGCGCACCAGCCCGCGAUCCGCGCCAAGUUCCAGUCCGUCGACGUCGGCGAGAAGUACUUCAUGUCGGUGUACGCUAGGGUCUUCGACGUGGACGCGCUCGCGGCGCUGCGUGCGCAUCUCCGGGGUCGUCUGGGCGAGGGCGCGGUCCCGCCGAUCCCGCAUGUGUCGUUGUACUAUAUCGACAAUGCGGAUGCGGAGGAACGCGAGCGGGUGAGGGAGGAGCUGAAGAGUCAGAGACGGGUGUUAGAGCGCGCGGACGGCGUCGCAUUGGAUUGUUCGGAGGACCCAGGGAACGCGAGUGACGCGAGUGAGGUGCUCGAGGGCAUUGACGGUGAAGAAAUAUGGAUCAUUCAGUGCAACGGUCCUGUACCAGGGUGGGAGGUGCUCGAUAAGAUACAACUCAGAUGAAGGUCCUGGACGCGGAAGGCUCAGGCGUUGUACGAUUAAGAGGGAUUCAAUGACAUGACGGUCUUUAUACACGAGAUCA